AUGCCUCCACGAUUACCUACACGAGCCUUCACGGCGCUGCCAUUCUCCCACCAGGCCGUUGCAAGCUCAUCGACCUUGCCCUCGUCAUCGGGUACGACUUCGAAGCCUCACCGAAGACCUGCUAGUCCCCGAAUCUCGCAUGCACAACCUCUCAGUACUGUGAGAGGUAGAUCACCAACAGUACAUCAGACUGAGAAGAGGAGAUCAUUUCAUUCUACCCCAGUUCACCGAGCAUCAGCCAAGAAUCCGUAUGAAACUUUAGGUGUGUCGAAAGAUGCUAGUGCAUCUGAUAUAAAGAAGGCGUACUAUCAGCUUGCAAAGAAAUGGCAUCCUGAUUCAAGUAAGGAAAAAGACGCAAAGGACAGGUUCCAUGAGAUACAAGGUGCCUACGAUAUCCUCUCUGACGAUACCAAACGACAAGCAUAUGACCGAUAUGGUUCAGCAUCGACUCAGGAAGGGUUCGAUCCUAAUGGAUUCGCUAGCGGAGCUGGAGGAUUCGGAGGAUUCCAAGGGUUUGGUGGCGGGUUUGGUCAAGGCGGAAAUGCCGGGGAUCUAUUUGAACAGUUAUUCGGAUCUGCGUUUGGUGGAGGAGCAAGGGCCGGCGGUGGAUCUGGUGGACCUGGUAGAUCAAGACCGGUACGUGGAGAUGAUUUGGAAGCUGGAAUAUCAUUAUCAUUCCUGGAAGCUUGUAAUGGAUCUACAAGAAAAAUCACUAUCACUCCUGUAGUCGAUUGUAAACCUUGUUCUGGAUCGGGAUUAAAACCAGGUUCUAAGAAAUCACAAUGUUCAACAUGUAGAGGAACCGGGCAACAAACUUUUAACGUGCAAGGAAUGUAUAUGGCUUCGACUUGUCAAGCUUGUGGAGGAGCAGGAGAGACUAUACCAAGAAAUUCAAGAUGUGGUGAAUGUGAUGGAGUUGGUAAAAUCAAAGAGAAAAAAGAAGUCGAAGUUGAGAUUCCUGCAGGUGUGGAAGAUGGUAUGAUGAUUAGAAUACCCAGUCAAGGUGAUAUGCCUCUAUCUGCCGGUGGUGCUGGAGGUCCACCCGGUGAUCUUUUGGUCAGAGUAUCAGUUAAACCGUCUUCCGUGUUCAGAAGACAAGGAACAAACUUAUAUCAUGAUGCCAAAGUUCCUCUUCAUGUAGCUCUUCUAGGUGGUAUAAUUAGAAUACCAACGUUAGAAGGUGAUGUAGACGUCAAAGUCAAAGGUGGUACUCAAAAUGGCGAAGAAGCCGUUCUGAGAGGUAGAGGUGUUAAAUCAGUUUACGGUACUAGAGGUAGAAAUGAAAGAGGCGACUUAAUUGUCGGAUGGAGGAUUCAAAUACCCAGAUCAUUAUCACCUAAUCAAAAGAAAAUCCUACAAGCAUACGCAGACGAUGUAGAAGGUCGACCAUCAAAUAUAUCUUUCUCUCCUCCUUCAGCAUCAAACGGUGAGGCAUCUUCCUAUAAUGCAGGCCAUGAAUUCGAGAGACCAUAUCGUCCCUCCCCCUCUUCCAGUCCAAGUAGCCGUCCUACUUCGGAUACUACCUCUGGAUCAAAUGCACCUGUCGAUCCGGAAGAAUCAGCCGCCCCGUCUGAUUCUUCUGUAGGAGGAAAAGUCGCUUCUGUAGUAGGAGGGGCGAUAGGUUGGCUCGAAAAACUCUUGGGAAGGCGGUGA
This is a messenger RNA of Kwoniella shivajii, 1653 nucleotides long. RefSeq names its product chaperone DnaJ. Gene Ontology annotation, cellular component: cytoplasm. The record is from RefSeq and is a predicted model, not a curated record. NCBI's taxonomy places the organism in Eukaryota, Fungi, Basidiomycota, Tremellomycetes, Tremellales, Cryptococcaceae. The transcript has 5 exons. Gene Ontology annotation, molecular function: heat shock protein binding; ATP binding. The coding region runs from base 1 to 1653 and encodes 550 amino acids. Gene Ontology annotation, biological process: response to heat; protein refolding.